Oncorhynchus kisutch (coho salmon) is the source of this 3487-nucleotide messenger RNA. Its product is annotated as thrombospondin-3b. The transcript is spliced from 23 exons. The record is from RefSeq and is a predicted model, not a curated record. Gene Ontology annotation, molecular function: calcium ion binding. Bases 298 to 3165 code for a protein of 955 amino acids. Gene Ontology annotation, cellular component: extracellular region. Lineage: Eukaryota; Metazoa; Chordata; Actinopteri; Salmoniformes; Salmonidae. Gene Ontology annotation, biological process: cell adhesion.
UCAUGUUUCUCAUUUGGGAGAUGAGGAAAGUGUUCGGCGCAGCACACCCCAAGCUGCUCGGAUCACGAGUGAGACCCGCUGACAUCGUUCACCUUCACCCGAAGCAUUCUUUUGCCUGGCGCGCGGAGUGCGACCGUGCGAGACAACAUUUCUUGACAACCCAUCCGCGCUGGUCAGCGUGCCGGUCGAGGAGUCUUCACACAGUUCCACUCGCGUUUCUUUACUUCGGUGGAGUCACAGUUGAAAAGUUAGAUAUUAGGUUAUUUGGGGAACGUUCAUGAAGGUUGUGCCUUUACGAUGGAUAUGGGGAGGCUUAUGCAAAAUGUUCUACUUGUGAGCGCGUCGCUUCUCUUGGGCUUCAGCAGGUCUUCAGAAAUGCAAGUGAUUGACAUGCUGGAGCUGCACGACGCCAAGCAGAGUGCGUCCGCGGUGGGGAAGAUGUCGGGGGCUCUGGGCUUCGUGUCGGAUUUGUACCUGGUGUCCACUCUGCGACUGCCGCCCAAACUGGGAGGAGUGCUGCUGGGCGUCUACAACAAAGACGACAACAGGAAGUACCUGGAGGUGGCCCUCAUGGGCAAGGUCAACAAAGUUCUGGUGCGCUAUGUACGUGAGGAUGGUAAACUCCACACAGUGAACCUCCAGAACCCCGGCCUCUCCGACGGACGCACCCAGUCACUCAUCCUCCACGUGGGUGGGCUCCGACGAAACCACCUCCACAUGGAACUCUAUGUUAACUGCCGAUUGGCCGACUCAGCACAGGUCCUGCCGUCAUUUGUCCAGCUUCCAUCAGAGGCGGAGUCUGUGGAGAUACGAAAUGGGCAGAAGGCCUAUGCCAGGCUACAGGGCUCAGUGGACUCUCUGAAAAUGGCUCUGGGUGGCUCCAUAGCCAAAGCAGGAAUCUUGACCGAUUGUCCAUUUCAGGGUGAUACAUAUUUUCAAAAUUCAGCUGGUGCCGAUGUCAAUGCCAUUCUGGGUGACCAUACCAAGGCUUUGAUUGGCCAGCUGAUCAUCUUCAACCAGAUCCUGGGUGAACUCCGAGAGGACAUCAGGGAACAGGUGAAGGAGAUGUCUCUGAUUAGGAACACCAUUCUGGAGUGCCAAGCGUGUGGCUUCCACGAGCCCCACUCUCGCUGCGAGCCCAACCUCUGCUAUAAGGGCGUUCCCUGUACAGAGACCCGGGAGUACCCAGGCUACCGUUGUGGUGCCUGCCCAGAAGGCAUGACGGGGAAUGGCACCCACUGCCAGGACAUUGACGAGUGUGCCGUAGCCCGGCCCUGUUUCUCGCCCGAGGGGUGCGUAAACACGGCCAAGGGCUUCACCUGUGAAUCCUGUCCCGUCGGCUUCUCAGGAUCCCUCCUCAGUGGGGUUGGGGUGGAGUUUGCCAAGAGCCACAAGCAGGAGUGCACAGAUGUGGAUGAGUGUGCUGACCUCUCCAACACCUGCGUCCCCAACUCAGUCUGCAUCAACACAGAGGGCUCGUUCAGGUGUGGUCUGUGUAAGGAGAGCUUUGUGGGCAACCAGACGGUGGGCUGUUUCCUGCGGAGGUCCUGCGCCACACUGGGCUUCAACCCCUGCGACGUCAACGGCCACUGUGUCAUAAAGGGUGCUGCCAAGGUCUCCUGCAAGUGUAAUGUGGGCUGGGCAGGAAAUGGGUAUACGUGUGGUCCAGACACAGACAGCGAUGGCUACCCCGACCAGCCUCUCCCCUGCAUAGACAAUGACUAUCACUGUCGAGCUGACAAUUGUGUGAACACACCCAACUCUGGCCAGGAAGACGCAGACGGAGACGGUAUAGGUGACCAGUGUGACGAAGAUGCGGACGGAGAUGGAAUCCAGAACGUGGAGGACAACUGCCGUCUGGUCCCCAACAAGGACCAACAGAACUCUGAUACAGACUCAUAUGGGGAUGCGUGUGACAACUGCCCCAAUGUUCCCAAUGGCAGCCAGAAGGACACCGACGGAAACGGGGCUGGAGACACCUGUGACAAUGACAUUGAUGGGGAUGGUAUCCCAAACGUGCUGGACAACUGUCCCAAGAUGCCCAACCCUAUGCAGACGGACCGUGACGGGGAUGGAGUGGGAGACGCAUGUGACAGCUGCCCAGAAGUCAACGACCCCUUGCAGUCUGACAUGGACAAUGACCUGGUGGGAGAUGUGUGUGACACCAACCAGGAUAUGGAUGGGGACGGCCACCAGGACUCCAGGGACAACUGUCCAGACGUCCCUAACAGCUCUCAGCUGGACUCAGACAACGACGGCAUCGGCGACGAAUGCGACGAUGACGACGACAACGAUGGCAUUCCAGAUACUGGACCUCCCGGGCCGGAUAACUGCCGGCUCAUCCCCAACCCCAGCCAGACAGACACUGACAGAAAUGGCAUUGGUGACAUGUGCGAGAAUGACUUUGAUAAUGACUCAGUGAUAGACUUGAUUGACGUGUGUCCAGAGAGCGCUGAGGUCACAAUGACCGACUUCAGAGCCUAUCAGACGGUCAUCCUGGACCAGGAGGGCGAAGCCCAAAUCGACCCCAACUGGAUAGUGCUCAAUCGGGGUAUGGAAAUUGUUCAAACCAUGAACAGCGACCCUGGUUUGGCCAUAGGCGUCACAGCCUUUAACGGGGUAGACUUUGAGGGGACGUUCCACAUCAACACGGCCACGGACGAUGACUAUGUGGGCUUCAUCUUCAGCUACCAGGACUCGUCCAGCUUCUACGUGGUCAUGUGGAAACAGAUGGAGCAGACCUACUGGCAGUCACUGCCUUUUAGGGCCAUGGCCCAGCCAGGCCUGCAACUGAAGGCAGUUAAGUCACGUACGGGUCCCGGUGAAUACCUCCGCAAUGCCCUGUGGCACACGGGCGACACCCCGGGUGAAGUCACACUGCUGUGGAAGGACGCCAGGAAUGUGGGCUGGAGGGACAAGACAUCUUACCGUUGGCACCUCAGCCACCGCCCGCAGGUGGGCUACAUCAGGGUGAGGCUGUAUGAAGGCAUGACAUUGGUGGCAGACUCUGGCGUGGUGGUGGACACCUCAAUGAGGGGCGGGAGGCUGGGCGUCUUCUGCUUCUCCCAGGAGCAAAUCAUCUGGUCCAACCUGGGCUAUCGCUGCAACGAUACUGUACCAGAGGACUAUGAGUUCUACCGCAAGCAGAUGCACAUCAGGGUGUGACUGAGCCUAGCACAGCAUCUGUGCAGAUACACAACAUCACCUGUGCCUUCGCUGUAUCUUGUGUGUGUGUGUAUGGUUGUGUGUGUGUGUGUUUUAAGGUACAUUUACUUUAAUGUGGGGCACUUUCUGUCUUUAGCCCCCACAACGACCUUACAGGUUGGUCAAGUCAAGAGUUUAAGAUUGUUUGACAACAUAAAAGCUUGUAUUUAUUAUUAUUAUAUAAAAUGAUGAAUGAAAGCUACUUUUAAGGAAUUAGGAUCGUGAAAUCCUAAGGUACAUGACUGUGUAUAAGGGAAAAUUAAAUACAUAUGUUUGAAAAGUG